This is a messenger RNA of Xiphophorus hellerii (green swordtail), 2502 nucleotides long. RefSeq names its product ring finger and SPRY domain containing 1 (gene rspry1). The transcript has 15 exons. Bases 555 to 2324 code for a protein of 589 amino acids. The record is from RefSeq and is a predicted model, not a curated record. Gene Ontology annotation, cellular component: cytoplasm. NCBI's taxonomy places the organism in Eukaryota, Metazoa, Chordata, Actinopteri, Cyprinodontiformes, Poeciliidae. Gene Ontology annotation, molecular function: protein binding; ubiquitin-protein transferase activity.
CAUUCCUCUCCUCCACAACAGAAGAAGAAGAAGAAGAAGAACAGCAGCCUUUUAGCUGCCGACGCUACGCGGAACUUAGCGAGCAGCUAGCUGGAUAGCCUGUCCGCUGCUGCUAUCUGUGGGGGUUUAUUUUCUCUAACAGAGCCUCUCGGUGCUGCAGUCUCAGCCAGGCGGUGUGAAUGUCCCCCAGAACUUCCGUAGAGUUUAUUAUCACCUUUAACUGGCUGUUUCUGUCGCUUUCUGACAGAGAAACCAGAGGAGUGUUGAGCUAGGCUAACAGUUAGCAGGCUAGCUUUCUAACCAUUUUGUUCUGGAUCCAGCUCGCUUUAAACCGGCUCAUACCGCAGAUCUCUCAGAGGUCCAGAUGAAGCUGUCCUCCUGAACCCGGUGCCCUCGGUGAUGUCCACAGCUCGUGUGGCUUCAGGCUCCGCCCCCUGACGUUCCAUGUGUCGUUGAACCCCUCCGAUCUCCUCUAGGCAACAGAAUGAGUGGCGCCGCUGACCCGACCCAGCCCACUGAGAAGAGGAGCCCCAAACCACGGCUCUCCAAAUGAUAUGAUAGUAGCUGCCUGGAUCACUUUCUGUGCCUGUAGGAGCCUCGCCCAGCUGCUGCUGCUCCUCUCCCCCUCGGCGCCCCCGGCCCGGGAGACGCUCGCCGCCACCCGCCUCGGUGCCAUGGGCAACAGCUGCGUGUGCAGAGAGGACAGCGACCUAGAAGACCACCGCCACGACUCGGCCUCCAGAGCCACCUCCAGAGCUCAGGCCCGCCGGGUCGACCACGGCGCCGCCGUCGGAGCCGACGCCGCCGACAGAAGCGGCCGGCCCAGAGAUCCGGUCCGACCGCCGCGCCGCGGCCGCGGCCCACACGAGCCCAGACGGAAGAAGCAGAACGUGGACGGGCUGGUGCUGGACACGCUGGCUGUCAUCAGGACGCUGGUGGACAAUGACCAGGAACCUCCUUAUUCCAUGAUCACGCUGCAUGAGAUGGCAGAGACAGACGACGGUUGGCUGGAGGUGGUCCAGUCUCUGAUUCGAGUGAUUCCAUUGGAUGAUCCGCUCGGUCCUGCAGUCAUCACCCUCCUCCUGGAUGAGUGUCCUCUUCCUACCAAGGACGCUCUGCAGAAACUGUCAGACAUGUUGAGUCUGAGCGCUACGGUGGCCCAGCAGGACGCUCUGAACCCGGCUAAGCACAGAAACACCACGGCCGUCCUGGGCUGCCUGGCUGAGAAACUAGCAGGACCAGCCAGCAUUGGGUUGUUGAGUCCUGGAACCCUGGAAUACCUUCUGGAGAGCCUGAGCGCCGACUCCCACCCGACUGUCAUGCUGUUCGCUCUCAUUGCCCUGGAGAAGUUCUCCCAGACCAGUGAGAACAAGCUGACUGUGUCAGAGUCGUCCAUCAGCGAUCGACUCGCUGUCCUGGAGUCGUGGGCGGACCACCAGGACUACCUGAAGAGGCAGGUGGGCUUCUGCUCACAGUGGAGCCUGGACAACCUGUUCCUGAAGGACGGCCGUCAGUUCACCUACGAGAAGGUGAACCUGAGCAGCAUCAACGCCAUGCUGAACAGCAACGACGUCAGCGAGUACCUCAAGAUUUCCCCGACUGGAUUGGAGGCGCGGUGCGACGCCUCUUCCUUUGAGAGCGUGCGCUGUACGUUCUGCGUGGAUUCGGGCGUCUGGUACUACGAGGUGACCGUCGUCACAUCGGGCGUGAUGCAGAUCGGAUGGGCCACCAAAGACAGCAAGUUCCUAAACCAUGAAGGCUACGGCAUCGGAGACGAUGAAUAUUCAUGCGCUUAUGAUGGCUGCAGGCAGCUCAUCUGGUACAACGCUCGCAGUAAACCUCAUUCUCAUCCCUGCUGGAAGGAGGGAGACGCCAUCGGCUUCCUGUUAGAUCUGAACAAAAAGCAGAUGAUCUUCUAUCUUAACGGACACCAGCUGCCGCCAGAGAAACAAGUCUUCUCCUCAGCCACGUCGGGUUUCUUCGCCGCCGCCAGCUUCAUGUCCUACCAGCAGUGUGAGUUUAACUUCGGGGCCAAGCCGUUCCGCCAUCCGCCCUCCGUCAAGUUCAGCACCUUCAACGACUUCGCCUCCCUCAAGCCCACCGAGAAGAUCAUCCUGCCAAGACAUCGGCGUCUUGCCUUACUGAAGCAGGUCAGCAUCAGGGACAACUGCUGCACGCUGUGCUGCGACGUCAUGGCCGACACGGAGCUGCGGCCCUGUGGACACGGUGGGAUGUGCAUGGACUGUGCCUUACAGCUGGAGACGUGUCCGCUGUGCCGCCAGGAGAUCCAGACCCGAGUCAGACUCAUCGCUCACGUCUCCUGACCAAGUUCACGCUCUUCCUCCUCCUGCUCCUCUUCCUCCUUCCUGAUGAAGAUGGCUCCGUGUUUCCCUGAGGAAGAGGAGGGGAGGAGUCUCCUCUUGGUGUUCUGAUCUGGACCGGAUCCUGACAGAACCAGCGCCUUGUUGAGGCAGCCCUCAGACCUGAGGAUCCGUCCUGCAG